GCCCACGUGUGACAUCCGUCUUUUUAGUCCCGUGACACGGCUGUAAUUGUUAGCAGUCAGCAAGAAACGCCGCGGUGUGGUAAAUGAGAUGUUAUUUGUUCUAUGAGCAGUCACUUUCGCCAUUAAUAUAACGUCUGCUGAAGCACGAUGUUAUCUCGUCUAUUGAAGGAGCACCAGGCGAAGCAAAAUGAGCGGAAGGAGCUGCAGGAGAAACGCAGACGUGAAGCAAUUGCUGCUGCCACUUGUUUGACAGAAGCCCUGGUAGACCACCUCAACGUUGGAGUUGCACAGGCAUAUGUAAACCAGCGAAAGCUUGACCAUGAGGUUAAGACUCUCCAAGUGCAGGCAAGCCAGUUCUCCAAACAAACUGCUCAGUGGAUCAGUAUGGUGGAGGGUUUCAAUCAAGCAUUAAAGGAAAUCGGAGAUGUAGAAAACUGGGCACGCAGUAUUGAGAUGGACAUGAGGACAAUAGCAACAGCACUGGAGUAUGUACACAAGGGUCAGCUUCAGUCUGCUUGCUCAUAAACCAUGAACAUGUACGUGCUGGACAUUUGCAAGUGAAACUGAAUACACUGGAAUAACAUUUAAAUCUACUUGAGUUGACUCCUAUCAGCGAAUAUGUGUUUUGCCUUUGUCAGCAGUUUAUUUGCUUGUCUGCACUCCCCUCUAAGUUUGCCAGGGCAGCUCAGAUGAACAUCAGAAUUCUGCUGCUUUAACAAUUAAAUGCACAUGUGCAGAAAUUGUUAUGUUGUUGUGUUAGCAGCAGUGUUGGAGGUGCUUACAGAUCAAGGUUGCAACAACCUAAAUGGCAGUAGAUAAAUAUUUAGAAUAGAAUAAUUCAUGUACAAAUGGGGGGGCUCUCACCUGUGGCACCUGUGGCCUACUUUUUCUGAAACAGGAGAAUCUGACGAUGGCCUCCAGGGGUGGAAGAGGAAUCAUUUUUGGGGCAGUGUUAAUUACCCUUUGCAUAGCCUUCCUAUUCUCAGUUGUGGUCCUUGCGUACUUGAUGAGUGGUAGAAGGCCAGCAGCAGCUCCCGGUCCUGGUUAUUCUUCCUCAGGACACAGUCGUGUGCACAGGGCAUACAUACAGUAGGGGGCUAAGAACACAGUCCUGCAGGGAUCCUGUCACUCCAUGUGGUGAGUGACAGUAGGCGAUAGAGGUGGGGGCCGAGUCAGACAAAUUGGUUCACUACAUUGCCUGAUUUGUUGAAUAAAAGAGGAAAAAGUAACAUUGUUGUAAAGAUUCAGUUUACCCCUUUGCAAUAGGUUGAAGAAGCCACAGACAUAAUAAACACCGGUUACCUUUAUUUAGUAUAUCCAAAAAAAGCAUUUUGUUUUAUGGCUUUCUUUUCUGUGCCUGAUACCUGAACGAUGGAUGGAUUUCAGAUGUUGUUAAUGAUGGAAAAAUAUUUUAAUAAAGUUUAAAAAUCUUCA
This is a messenger RNA of Pundamilia nyererei, 1434 nucleotides long. RefSeq names its product biogenesis of lysosomal organelles complex-1, subunit 1 (gene bloc1s1). Gene Ontology annotation, cellular component: BLOC-1 complex. Gene Ontology annotation, biological process: endosomal transport. Bases 148 to 525 code for a protein of 125 amino acids. The record is from RefSeq and is a predicted model, not a curated record. Lineage: Eukaryota; Metazoa; Chordata; Actinopteri; Cichliformes; Cichlidae. The transcript has 4 exons.